This is a messenger RNA of Porites evermanni, 4868 nucleotides long. Lineage: Eukaryota; Metazoa; Cnidaria; Anthozoa; Scleractinia; Poritidae. The record is from the annotation of a GenBank genome assembly.
AUGAAACCUUUUCUGUGUACAAUUUGCGGCAAGCGGCGGUUUGCCACAGAUUAUGGCCGAGCUGAACAUCAAAGAGCCCUACAUGGUAUUAGAGGUAUCUAUUUUGUACCCAUAAGUGCAUAAACAAAGGUGUUUGAGCGACGGGCGCUAAUCGGAAGAGGACCUUUCGCAUUCUUGGGCAGUGGUUUUGCCCGUGUCUUGGGGAAAUUGUCUCUAUAAGAGUAAAGACAUUGUGCAAUUAUUACUACAAAUACAGUAGCGUCAAGGCAGAUUUAGGGGGAAAAAGCAUCACUUCCGGUAAGAGUCUGUCGCUCGAAAGAAAAGUUGCGUAUUUUGCAUAACUCAGUCAGUCUCUACUCUGGGAUACUACCUUGGUAAUUUUUGAAUUAGUUAAAAAGGUUUUGUAUCAGUCGGAAAACCUCAAAUCCCUCUGGAUUAAAAUAGAACCGAAAGCAAUUUCAAUUCGGCUUGCCCCCAAAAAUGACGUAAUUGUUUGGUUGCCAAUUUGAUCAGGGAGGGAAGAGGAAGUCGAUCAUUUAACGAAAAGGGGGGAGGGGUGGAUGAAACUAGGCUUUAAUAGACUGUGCUGGCAUACGUUUUGGCAUAAUUCGUCAUUACGAGCAUAAUUUUCAUGCAUUUCCAAAAAAAAAAAGCACUGAAAGCAUAAUUUGCACUUUGGGCUGGUUUUGAGGCACAAAAUUGUCAUUUAUUGAUCAUGCGACCAAUUUCCUGUCUGCUUACUAGCUACGGCCUUCUUGUAUGCUCUUAAAAGUUCUUGUCAAGGCGAGAUGUUGGGCAGAUAAUCAAGAAAAUUCAUGACGCAUAAGGCAGUACUGUUACAACCCAAACAUUUGGCUGAAUAAUAGUGAAUUAUAUUGUUUGUCAACUUUCAGGAGAAAAGUCAAUCCCUUGUUCAUAUCUAUUUUGUACCCGUAAAUUUCGACACGAGUUUGACCUAACGCAACAUCUGGAGAAUCCUGGCAAGUGGCAUGACAAAAAAGGUAAUACAGUCGAAGCUCUCCUUGCGACCGCGCUCGUAAGCGACCAGCUCUAGUUACGACCACUUUACCAAUGUAGUCGCUUACGAGAGAACACUUAAUGACUGGUCCCGAGGGAAACAGUUAAUUUUGUUUCCCGAGAAUCUCAAUGUGUCCCGAGGCGGAGGCGAAGGAAACAUUGAGAUUCGAGAGAAACAAAAUUAAAUGUUUCCCGAGGGACCAGUCUUUAAGUGAUUUGUUAUGUAGCCCACGAAGAAAAACGUUUCAUGUACAAAUUUAUGAAAAUAAACCUUGCGAGAGGUGAACAUUCGUGGGUAACGGUGCAGCGUUAACUGUUACCCUCUGACGUCACAGAUUUUGCAAUGUUGCCCGCUCAGAGAUUUUGGGAAGACCUUGGAUAACAACGGCCUCAACCAGGUUGUGGCGUCCAGCUGUUUUAGUGAAAACAAGGGUUUGGGUCAUUGGGGUGCUCAGUCUCGCGGGCUCAUAAAACCUGGUCUCUGUCGUUCUUAUUGAAGGAUUUUCGAGAUUUUAGCGAGAAGCAGUUUCAUUGUUAGAUGUCAUGUGACCUCAAAGUAACCAAUGAGAGAGCGUGUUGAUGGGAAAAAAUUUCCAGCAAUAUAACAUUAGUAAAAUCCAACUAGUGGUAUAUUAUCAGUGCUGCGUUCUGAUUGGUUGAGCUGCUACUAGUCUAAAUGUUAUAGCCCACUAGUAGCGACAAGCGCCGGCUUUGAGAACCAAACCAACGGUGGCUGAAUGGCGUUUUGCUAGCUAAAGUUGUUUUGUCUCAAUAUUUUUGAUCAACUAGUUGGAUUUUCCUAAUUAACAAUCAUUCCUCUCGCCUUCAUGGCCUCUGAGUCAGUAGCCUAUUCGGCCUUCGGCAUCAUGGACUAUUGACUCAGAGCCCUUUCGGGCUCGAGGAAUAAUUGUUAAAUAGCCAGAGACCGCGCAGGGGGUGGGGCUGGGGGGCUUUAGCCCCCCCACUUUUUUGGCUGUUGAUGUUAGAACAUUGAAUGUUCAACUGGAAAUAUUUAAGGUGUUGAUGAAGGACGGAGAAUUUACCUGUUUUGAUCACAUUUUAGCCAAGAUCAAGCAGCUUUCUGAAGCCGAAAAGUGUAUGAUAACUGAAAUCAUAACCCUAUGUAAACUUCUUCUUGUAAAUCCAGCAACCAGUGCAGCAGGCGAGAGAUCCUUUUCUUCUGCUCGGAGACUGAAAACGUGUCUACGCUCGACGAUAACACAAACAAGAUUUAGCAAUCUGACAGUACUUAAUACCCACAAGGAGAGAACAGACAAACUUUGUCUUUUAGAUGUUGCCAAUGAGUUUGCAGCUCUCAAUGAAAAUCGAAAAAGNCCCCCCCCCCCCCCCCCCCACUUGAAAAUCCGCUCCGUGGACCCUGAUAGCAAUUGUAAAACUUCAACAUACACUGUUGAUAGGUGUGUUUAUACUCAAGUCCUUAUGGUACGGCAUGAUGGGUCAAUGAGUCAUUUAAAUUAAAAGAAUCCCUAAAUGCCCACCAUUUUCGAGUCAGUGUUUGAUCCUUUCACUAUUUCAAUGUUCAAUGCUGAUUUAACUCAAAACUUGACUCAUGAAUCUUUGACUCGUUUGACUCCAGUAGUCCUCAUAAAACAAGCUUUCUUAGGGCAUGAAGGGAAACUGAAAGAAGACUGGACUGUACGUUCGCAUCAUUGGGGAGUGAUUAUUCCCAAACCUUCCUAGUUUCACGUUGUUCCAGAAAAGGUUUCAAGUAAACAUUGAAUGAAGUAAAUUGGGUGGGGGAAGACUGGUGCUCAAUGGGGAUAAGCUGUUUCACAAAAAUUCUUGUGCAAAACAUUGAAAUACGGAACCAUGCGAAAUAAAAAUACUAGAUCACAUCAUUUGGUGCUGAAGUUGUAGUUUGAGCCUCCUGUCAUGGGCUGUUUGCAAGUUACGGCCUACCCUGCAUUCUUGUCUGUCAAGGUGAGAUAUUGUGCCGAAGAACCAGAAAAUUUACGAUCAAUAAGGCCUUCCAGUUGCCUCAUAAAAACUAUACUGUGCCAAUGACUAAAUUUUACUUAUUAAAUUUGUUUUCGAGUAUCAGGAGUUACCACGGAAACCCCGAGUAUCAGAUGUAUGCGGCCACACGUAAAUGACCUCAGAGGGAAUAGCAGCUCCUACCUCCCUCCCACGGUCCUAUUUGUUCCUCCCAGGAGAGAGGAAGAGAAGGCAAUCUUUGAACGAGCUUGUUCCAGCCUAGAAGUGAAUAAAUUCAUAUGUGAUAAGCUGCAGCCAGAUGAAAUAUUUCAUCGCCCGAUUAAUGAUGCUAUUGAUUCCUUGUACCGAGAACUUCAGAGAGACUUGCAGUAUACCAACUAUGGAAUUUAUAACCUGAUUAAGGUUAGUGGUGAAACAGCCCCCGCCCCCACAUCCAACCCCCCAACCCCCACAACCGAAAAGGAUUGGGGGUUGGUUUAGAAAGACGCUGAGGCAAUAGAAUCGUAGAUGUCGUUUAUUUCCAACAAUACCCCUAGAAGACACUGGAUGCUGCCUCCUCAGCCUCACGCGUUUCGUUUUCUUCUUUCUUCUAAAGUAGGACUAACUAAAGUCGAGAUGUUGCUAAUAUAUAUAGCUCGAGAGUGAUUAAAAUAAAAAAUCGGCUAUGAAUAGAUUCUACAUGUCGCCUUGUCUUUGUAGGGUGGAUCCAUUGCAAAAGGCACUGCAGUAAAAAGCAACGCUGACCUGGAUUGCGUGAUGGUCAUGAACGGUAUUGAAAACGCUUCCCAGUUGAGCAGCAAACUACCCGACAUCUUGCGUAUGCUACAGUCACGCUUGGGGAGUAGCAUGCGGGACUCAUGGAGAUUGACUUCCAUAAAGGAAACGCAUUUCUCCUUGCAGUUUAACAUGUCACGUUAUUUCAACCCUGGGGAGUCUUUUGAGGUUGAUCUCUUACCAACAUUUGAAGCAAGCGUAGAAGGCAUCAAUGGUACGUACGGAACCUUGCGUACCCGUUAGUUGCGUUACUCACAGUUUCUCUGUUACUAAUUCUUGCAACCUUGUUUCGAUUUUUUAUUUGUCUCAUUUUUUUAGAACGAGAAAGGUUUUACAGAAAAAUGCUUGAGGACAAAACGAACUGGCCAUACUACUCGGCUGCUCUUGUUAAGAUACAAAGAGACUUCGUCAGAGAGCGGCCUGCAAGCGUAAAGGACCUGAUUCGAUUGGUGAAGUACUGGCGCAAGACGUUCAUUCCACAGAGUGGUAGUAAGCACCUCCCGCCCUCGUAUUUACUGGAACUUCUCACGAUACACGCCUGGGAAAAUGUAAAUCGUCCAGAGCGCUUUGACAUGAAGAUUGGUUUUAAAGCUGUUAUGGAGGUUCUAAAGAAUCACCGAAAUGUUCGUGUUUCUUGGGAAGAUUACUACAGAAGGAAUUUGAUUCCAAGCAGGUACAUUCAUGGAGAGGAAAUAGGAAUAAGAGGGCUGCUUUUUACGUUCUCAACUACAUAGGUUCGGAUGUCCACAAACCGGCCUAAAAUUUCAAGAAACGUUCCUUUACCCUCCCCUCCCUCUGACGUAUUGGGUCCUUUUUCCCAUAAUCCUUUUACUUUAUUUCAGUUGAAAAAUCAGCAAGAAAUGGCUCUCGUGGCAAGUCAUUCGCAACACGCUGUAUAGCAAUUGCACAAAUUUUCUUUUACAAUCGAAUUUUAUUCAUGGUGUAUUUUCUUUUUUUGGAAUUUCAGUCUUCUGUAUGGGCCAUAUGUAAUUGAUCCCGCCAACCCAACCAACAACCUUUACGACCGUGUUGACUGCUGGGAUGAGGUGAAAAAGGUUGCAGAAGAAACCAUGCGGAAACCCCUUCUCAGAGAUGUGUGGGUUACAGCUAACUGGAGAUGA